Messenger RNA from Schistosoma bovis, 1777 nucleotides. The record is from the annotation of a GenBank genome assembly. Lineage: Eukaryota; Metazoa; Platyhelminthes; Trematoda; Strigeidida; Schistosomatidae.
AUAAAACAUGAUGAAAACAAAAUAAAAGUGACAUAAACAUCACUACGUUUCAGCGUACUCAAACCGAUUUCAAUGAUUCUAUUCAUAAUUGUCGGUUUCCUACCAUAUUUACUUGGUGAGAUUGUGAGAAUUCCUCUCCACCCUUUGAAAAGAUCUGAUUCAUUGGUGGGACUUGGUGCGACUUACUUUAAGCCUUCGACGAGAAAAUGGAAGUAUGAAUGGAAUAAGCAGAAUACAUCUACACCGGAACAAUUGAUUAAUUAUGAAAACCUUCAGUAUUAUGGUGAGAUAUCAGUGGGAACUCCACCUCAAAAGUUACGAGUAUUGUUUGAUACAGGAUCCACUGACACAUGGUUAGCUUCAAGGAAGUGUUGGUUUCUUGAUAUAUUUUGUUGGAUGUUUUCAUUUUACGACAGCUCAAAAUCAUCCACUUACAGACCAAACGGUUCCAUUUAUAAUGUCCAUUAUUUAGACAGUGUGUACUCUGGAUUUUGGAGUGUGGACACUAUACGAAUAAACUCGUUGGAGAUUCGGAAUCAAGCGUUUGCUGAAGUGAGGAGUAUAUUUAAUCUCGAUUACUUAUCUGAUAAAUAUGAUGGAAUAAUUGGCAUGUCGAGUAGACAGAUGUCGAAAUAUGGGAAUAUCCCAGUAUUCCCAAAUAUACUUCAGAAUUUCCCGAAUAUGGACCCAAUAUUUUCAUUUUAUUUAAGUCAGGAAAACGGGACUUCGUUCGGUGGUGAAAUGGUACUUGGUGGUGUUAAUCCUGAAUAUUUUGAGGGAGAUUUGGAAUAUAUGCCGACCGUAAACAACAAUAUAUGGGCAGUUAGAAUGUCAAGCUUGAUGAUAAAUGAUAUUGAGUUUUGCAAUGGAUGUACUGCUUCUAUUGAUACUGGGACAUCAACGAUUAUUGGUGGAAGAGAGCAAGUGACAAGAAUCAACACAAUGCUUGGUAUUUCCUAUCAAUUUGGUAGAAGAAAUUUCCUUGACUGUAAACGAAUCGACAUGCUGCCUCCUGUCGAAUUUAUCUUUCGUAAAAAGAAGUACAUAUUGGAACCACAAGAUUAUGUUAUUAAGGAGGACUUUUGGUUUCAAACAGUGUGUUCGUCACCUUUUGACAUUGAUGAUUCUGUACCACCGAAUUUUUGGAUUCUCGGUGACGUUUUUAUGAGAAGAUUCUAUACUGUAUUCGAUUUCGGUCAGAAACGUAUUGGAUUAACUUAUGUUUUAAAUAAGAAGAAUGAAACAAGAAUUUAAUUAAACAGUAAUAUGUUGCUAAAAUAUAGAAAUUACAAUUGUGUGUUCAACAGUGAAUGAAAUAUAAAUACAAAAUUUAUAGCAAAUUUGAAUUCAAAAAAUUAUUAAGAGAUUCCUCAUACUGAGAAUUUUUCGUAGUAUCUGUCUUUUAAUUCUGUUAAUUAUUUUGCAUUUCGAAUAUGUGUUUUUAUUAGUGUACUGUCAAUGUGUUUUCUUGUUUAUCACUUACGUAUUGAACGUCUGCCUGAAUUACAUACGAGAAUAAAUAAAGAUUUGUGCCCCGAUUUGGCUCUUGUGCCAAUCCCUGUUUCAUUUGUAUGUAUAUCCGCUUACUCUGUUUACUAACACCACUGAAUUUUGUAUUGGAAUCCUUACGUAACGUGAAUAUUGUGUUUAAUAAACAAGUGGUUACACUGUACACUGUAUACGAACGAAUUUCAACAAAGUUAUGCCUUUCAAAUUUAUUAUUACGGUGUAUUGGAAUGUACAUAUCCACAACGUAAGCGCGAAACCCACAUUUGCA